Molecule: messenger RNA, 12132 nt
Organism: Lates calcarifer (barramundi perch)
Lineage: Eukaryota; Metazoa; Chordata; Actinopteri; Centropomidae
Gene: znf462
Product: zinc finger protein 462
Biological process (GO): regulation of gene expression
Cellular component (GO): nucleus
Source: RefSeq, a predicted model, not a curated record
UGAAGAGGCUAUAUGUGCUCCCUCCCCUUGCUCCUCUCAAUUUUAAAAAAGAAACCUUAUCUGGUGGCGAUUUUGACUCGGGUUCUCCACAGGGUUGGAGCUAGAUGUCUCUUGAUGGUGGUGAAAUGAAUGUUUCCCUGAUUUUCCAGGGAGUGCUCCCUCUUUUCAGUGAUGGAGGUAUUGCAGUGUGAUGGCUGUGACUUCCGUGCCGACUCAUAUGACGACUUGAAGACCCACAUUCAGGAAGUGCACACUGUUUUCCUGCAGCCUGCAGAUGCAGAUGAGUCUGACUCCCUGAAAGACGAGGAUGAGGAUGAGGAGGAAGAAGAGGAAUAUGAGGAUAAGGAUGACAAGGAUUAUACGCCUCCUAAAGCUGGGACAAGUCCCAACUCUACUGACAGUUCCAACCAAACAUCACAAAAGCAGACAGCUGAAACCCAUCUGCCGUUUUACCAGUGCAAGUUCUGUGUCCGUUACUUCAGAUCAAAGUCAUUCUUAAGAAACCACACCAAAAAAGUGCAUAAUGUUGCAGAGGAAGAUUCAGAUGCGAGUAUCUCCUCGCAGACAGCUAAGCAGCCCAGCUACACUGUUAUAAUGCACAAUGACCAUUCAAAAGUGUACUCCUGUCAGUAUUGCACGUACAAGUCUCCACGCAGAGCAAGGAUAAUGAAACACCAACUAAUGUACCAUAACAAAGUUCCCUCAGAGAGUGCAGGAGAUCCUUCAGAGUAUGCUGAAACUGAAGAGGAGUCUGACUCAGCUGGCGGGCUCAUGAAGGGAACGUUUGCCUGUGAAUGGUGCGACUAUCAGACUGACCAGAAGGACAGCUGGACUAGUCACGUGGUGAAGGAGCACAGUGACAAGGUCAAGAUAGUUUCCUGCAUUGCGGAGCUGGAAGGGGAGGCAAGUGCAAGCUCACCCAAACCAGAUUCUCCCUCCUCUUCCCAUAGCCCAACUAGAUCAAAGACGAGUUUUGCUGAUGUUCAUGGAAAAGAGGAGGAGACGGGAGAGAAAACGCCAGAAAACACUUUGGAGAAGUCAGUCCCAGAGCUCUCAUCCUUUCAGUAUGCGCAGAUUAGUGCAGUAACACCCAACAGCACAGGUUCAUCUAUUUUGUCCAAGAGGUUUGCUUCGUCCGAUGUCCCCAACAGUGUAGAUAUGGACGCCAACUUACUCAAUGAGGAUGACUCUAGGAGCAGCUUAGAGGAUGAUGACGAUGAUGAAGAGCUGGGCGAUAUAGAUGAUCCCAGCUAUACUGGAACCCUGUCAGCGGACGCAAAGCAGCUUUUAACUGAUGAGGAUAAUAAAUUACUGGAGACUAAAGGAAUACCUUUCAGAAAGUACAUGAAUCGCUUUCAGUGCCCUUUCUGCUCUUUCCUCACCAUGCACAGGCGGAGCAUCUCCCGCCACAUUGAAAACAUUCAUCUCUCCGGUAAAACCACAGUGUAUAAAUGUGAUGAAUGCCCGUUUAUUUGCACCAGCCCUCUUAAACUAGGCACGCACAAGCAGAGCCACAAUUCCUCAGAUUUAGAGACCUUGGACCUAACGAGUGAUAGUCCAGAACCUCAGAACGACAGUGCUGAAGAGCCAGUUAAUGGGGGUAAUGUAAGCUCCAAAGUCAAUGGAAAAAAGAUAACCAGCACACCGAAUGACCAGCAGAACCCUCAUAGGUGCACACUCUGCAGCUUUUCCACCACCACUCUGAAAGGUCUGAGGGUUCACCAGCAGCAUAAGCAUUCCUACUGUGAUGACCUAGAUCCCACUGUCUUUGAAAGCCAGCUGACCGACCAGCCAGACUCUGAGGCAGAUGCUUCUCCAAUCUUUCUACAAAAAACCCAGACCUCCAUUUUAGGACUUGCCACCAAAAAGCCCCUAGUAACAGGGAAAAGAGCCAGAAAGUCUAUUAAUGACUUGCCUUUGGACUUGUCUUCAGUCAAGAAGAGAACUAGAAUUGAUGAAAUUGCCAGUAACCUUCAAAGUAAGAUAAGCCAAAGCCAACAGGACAUGAUCAUAAAUCUUGAUGAUAUGGAUGACGAAGAGCAAGCAGAAAAUCACACCAGUGCUGAUAAAGAGGGUAGAGACCAUGACAGUAAAAAUCCAGUCUUUGCCUACAACACACAACAGCUUCAUGCAAGAGAAUCAGCUAUGUCUCAAGAGGGAGGUAGAAUAGGGAAAAGAAAAAGUAACCCCAAGUCAAAACCUAGAAACAUUCCCAUAUCUCUGACUCUCUCAGACGAUAGUGAAAACAUCUCUGCUGAUACUGGUGACAGUACUGUCCAAGAGAACAUUGAAUAUUCAGAGGAACCCGGAACUACACGUUUCUACUGUAAACACUGUGAUUACCACAACAAGUCAGCUCGUAGUGUCAGCACCCACUACCAGAGGAUGCACCCUUACAUCAAGUUCAGCUUUAAGUACAUCCUGGACCCCGAGGAUCAGAGUGCGGUCUUCCGCUGCUUAGAGUGCUACAUCGAGUACACAAAUUACAAUGAUCUACACCAACACUACAUGGAUCAUCACCCUGAAGCAAGCAAUGUGCUCAAUUUCAACCAACCACAUCUGUUAUACUUGUGCCGCUUUUGUUCAUAUACAAGCCCCAAUGUUAGGAGCCUAAUGCCACAUUACCAAAGAAUGCAUCCCACGGUGAAAAUCAACAACGCCAUGAUCUUCUCCAGCUACAUAGUCGAGCAGCCCCACAAAACGGGCGAAUCACAAACUCUGAGGGAAAUACUAAACUCUGGCCCCAAGACUUUUAACUCAGCCACGUCAACGCCCAGGUCCUCCUCCAGCCCAGUGCUGAAAACUGUUUCCAAGACCCCUGAAUCUAGCAGUGAGGCAGACACUAUUAAAGAAACAGUGAGUGGUAAUGUUGUUGUCUAUGACUGUGACGUGUGUUCCUUUGCCAGCCCCAACAUGCACUCUGUUUUGGUCCACUACCAGAAGAAACACCCAGAGCAAAAGGCGUCUUACUUCCGUAUUCAGAAAACCAUGAAGGUCAUGUCAGUGGAUCAGUCACAGCCUUCAGCCAACUCUUCGUUCAACCUCAGCAUGUCUACAUCUCCAAAACAAUCAAGUGCAGCUCUGUAUGGAUCAGAUGAAGAAAUGUACUACUGUAAACACUGCGUGUACAGCAACAGAUCUGUUGUUGGUGUGUUGGUCCAUUAUCAAAAAAGACACCCAGAAGUAAAAGUGACCGCAAAAUACAUCAAACAUGGCGCUCCCACCCCUGGUUUGAUGAAAUUAAUGGACGAAUUGCAGAUUGCAGCUCCCAAACAAUUUUUGAAGCAGUUUCAAAAUAAUGGUCACGAUGGAUCUAACAACUCAAGCCCUAAAACAGGAAGUGGUGAGAAAAGUGAGGAUGAGCUGUUCUUUUGUCAGCAUUGUGAUUAUGGCAAUCGCACUGUAAAGGGAGUGCUCAUUCAUUACCAGAAGAAGCACAGGGAGACCAAGGCCAACGCUGACCUUGUACGUCGUCACACUGCAGUUGUGCGGAGUCAGCGUGAGCGUGCCCAGAUGGUUCAGUCGGGUAGCGUCUCCACUGCUGUGGUCCCGCCCCCCCCUGACCCUGAGAAUGCUACGCCCCUGCGUUCCCUUAAGUGCAGACACUGUUCCUACACAUCUCCUUAUGUCUAUGCCCUAAAGAAACAUCUGAAGAAAGAGCACCCCACUGUGAAAGCCACAGCCAUGACCAUUUUACAUUGGGCAUACCAAGAUGGUAUCCUGGAGGCUGGCUACCACUGUGAAUGGUGCAUUUACUCCCAUGCUGAACCCCAGGGCCUGUUGCUCCAUUACCAAAGACGCCAUCCUGAGCACAAUGUCGAUUAUACAUACAUGGCUAGCAAGCUAUGGGCAGGGCCAGAAACCACCCAACAGCAAGGAGGCAAUAUGGAAACUAAACAUUACAAAUGCAGAGACUGUGCCUUUGAGGCCUGUACAAUAUGGGACAUCACCAGUCACUAUCAGGCAGUCCACCCCUGGGCCAUCAAAGGGGAUGAAUCUGUGCUCUUGGAUAUCAUCAAAGGGAAUGGCUCAGCUGAGAACAUCCACCAGCAGGUUGCCAAAGAACAAGCGUCUUUCAAUUGCCAGUCUGCUGACGAUGAUGGAGCACUGGUCAUCGCCACCCCACCUCAAGAAAGCAAUCCCCAUCCUCCCCACCCACGUCUUUCCAUCUCUAACAACCCAUAUCAAUGUACUGUAUGUCUGUCUGAGUACAACAGUCUCCAUGGUCUCCUCACUCACUAUGGAAAGAAGCACCCGGGCAUGAAAGUAAAAGCCGCAGAUUUUGCACAAGAGGCAGACAUCAACCCCAGUUCUGUGUACAAAUGUCGUCACUGUCCAUAUGUAAACUCUCGCAUCCACGGUGUCUUAACCCACUAUCAGAAGAGACACCCGUUAGUCAAAGUCACUGCAGAAGAUUUUGCAGAUGAUAUAGAGCAAAUCACUGACUUAAAUGAAGGAGAUGACAAAUGCAAAACUCAAAGGCAGGGCUACGGUGCAUACAGAUGCAAAAUGUGCCCAUACACACACGGGACGCUGGAGAAACUCAAAAUCCAUUAUGAGAAGUAUCACAAUCAGUCAGCUUCUGUUAUGUUCACUCCCUCUCUGACAAAUUUCUCCUCCAGUAAAGAGACAGAGCCAGUAGCUGAAUGCAGUGCUAGUAAUAUUUCAAGUGCAGCAAAAGUCCAGGAGGUCAGUGAAUUGGACCUUGCCCUGUCCCAGUUACCCAUCAAUAAGACAGAAAAACAUGCUGUAUUCAAGUGUCAGCUCUGCAAAUACUUCUGUUCCACCAGGAAAGGCAUCGCUCGCCAUUACCGCAUCAAGCACAACAAUGUCCGUGCUCAGCCGGAGGGCAAAAACAAUGUCUUCAAAUGUGCCCUGUGUUCAUACACAAACCCUAUACGCAAAGGUCUGGCAGCACACUACCAGAAGCGUCAUGAUAUUGAUGCUUACUAUACCCAUUGUUUGGCAGCUUCCAAGACUUUAAGUGAAAAGCCUAACAAAGUGAUAGCAGCCCCGCUCUCAGAGGGAGAAAAUUCAGAAAUGAGUGAGGACCUCCGUUUGGCUGUGGAGAGACGAAGGUGUUCUCUCUGCACCUUCCAGGCCUUCAGCAGGAAGAGCAUUGUCUCGCAUUACAUUAAACGCCACCCAGGUGUCUUCCCCAAGAAGCAGCAUGCUAGCAAGCUUGGUCGCUACUUUACCGUUAUCUAUGCCAAAGAACCAGAGAAGAUUGCCGUCGGUGCGAUGGCAGAUGAAGACAAGGAAGUGCUGGAGGUUCCCGUUGAACCCGAGCAGGACAGAGAGGUGGAAUGGCUGCCAUUCAAGUGUCUAAAAUGCUUCCGGUUGUCCUUCAGCACGGGUGAGCUGCUCUCUAUGCACUACAACGACCACCACAGCAAUGACCUGAAGAGGGACUUUGCGGUGUCGCCGGGUCCCGGGGACGAGGACUCUGAGUUGUACCAGUGUUCUCACUGUGAGCUGAAGUUCCUGGCUCUCCCAGUUCUGGCCAAACAUCUACUGAAUCACAAUGAGGAGUUUCAGAAGAGGGCCAUGAGGCAGGAGAGGAGGAAGCAGCUGCUCAGCAAACAAAAAGCCACGGAACUACCCGACACCAAACUUGAGAAGGAAAGCCCUGUAAAUAAAACUCCCAUAGGAUUCAGGUGUAACUUCUGCGUCGAGGUGCACCCCACCCUCCGAGCCAUCUGCAACCACCUUAGGAAGCACGUCCAGUAUGGGGAGGUCAAAGAGGGACAUGUCAAGCAGGAGGUCAGCGAGGUCCCCCUGACCCUGCCUUCAGAGAGUCUUACCAAUGGAGACCUGGAGGGGGAUGAAGCAGCUGGGGCCGACGGCCUCGAGGGACCCGUGGCCGCAACAAUGGGCCCAUCCUUGCUUUCCGCGGCUUCUGGAGAUGUCGGCAUUGCCGCGGAGACGGUUGACUCGGAAACGGACGGUAUCGAAGGCAGGGCAGCGGCCCUCGUGGCCGUGGCAAGGGCCUCCGCGUCGGAGGGCCAGCUGAAGCAGCGAUUAGCGGCGGGGGGUCACCCGUGUGCCCAGUGCGACAGAGUCUUCAUGUCCAUGCAGGGGCUGAGGUCCCACGAGAGGAGCCACUCAGCCAUGGCACUGUUCAGCAGAGAGGACAAAUACAGUUGCCAGUACUGCCAGUUUGUCUCACCCUUCAGGCACAAUCUGGACAGACAUGUGCAGUCUCACCACGGGCACCAUAAGCCCUUCAAGUGCAAGCUCUGCCCCUUUAAAUCUGCCUACUUGAGUCGCUUGAAGAGCCACCUGCAUAAGGCACACACAGGUGAGCAGCACACAUACAAGUGCUUGUCGUGCCCCUUCUCCUCCAUGACCAUCAGUCAGCUGAGGGAGCACUCUCUGAGAGACCAUGGUGAGGCCCUGACCCUCCCCAAACUCCGAGCUGCUACCCAGGCUGCUCAUGCCACCCUCAGGCCCUCCCGGCUGGCCAGUAACACAGAGCAGACUCCCUUGGCUUCAGAUGAUCCUUCAUACCUGGAGCCAGCGGAUGUUCGUCAGCAGCUCAGUCAUUACCAGCUGGCCUCCCGCAGUCAAAUGUCUUCCGGCUCAACACAUGGUGGCUCGAUAGUGGCUGACAGUCGACCAGACGGCGUCCUCACUUGCGAGUUCUGCGAGUUCAGCUCUGGAUACAUGCAGAGCCUUCGCCGGCACUACAGGGACCGCCACGGUGGCAAGAAGCUCUUCAAGUGCAAAGACUGUUCUUUUUUCACCUGCUACAAGAAUACCUUCACCAUGCAUGUGGAGGCUGGACACAACAACAAUGCACCUGAGGACCUCCCUAAAGACCUGCGCUGCCCUCUCUGCCUCUACCACACCAAACACAAGAGCAAUAUGAUCGACCACAUUGUCCUGCACAGAGAGGAGCGAGUGGCUCCGCUGGAGGUCAGCCGCUCCAAGCUGUCACGCCACCUUCAGGGCCUGGUAUUUCGAUGCCACAAAUGCACCUUCACAUGCUCCAGUGACCAAGCCCUGCAGCUGCACCUGCAGAAGCACGCUGAGAUCAAGCCUUACCAGUGCCAGCUCUGCUAUUAUGACAGCAGUCGGCGGAGUCAGCUAGAGGAGCAUCUCCGCCUUGAGCACAAGGUUAUCCGAAACUUUGAGCUGAUGGGCCGGGUCAACCUGGACCAGCUGGAGAUGAUAAAGGAACAAGGGAGCAGCGCAGAGGAGGAAGAGGAGAGGGAGAUGAUGGAGAUGAUAGUAGAUAGAAAAGUAUCUGCAGAUGAGGAGGAGGACGACGACGAAGGAAUGGAAAUUAUGGAAAACAUAGUGGAUGAACAGAGGGAGAUGGAAGAUGAUCAGAUAGAGGACAACAUCAAAGAGGAAGAAGAGGAGGAGGAGGAGGAAGAAGAGGAGGACGCUAAGAGGGUAGAGGAAGAGAAGCCUGCCCCACAAGAGGUCCUUGCGUCUCCUACCAGCAGCAGCAGCAAUUCUGGGCCGAGCAGUGCAGAGAAGCGUCUUCCCUGCGAGUUCUGUGGCCGCUGCUUCACCAACAGCCUCGAGUGGGAACGACAUGUCCUUCGACAUGGCAUGACGGUUAAUAACAGUCGGAUGGACACCAGCACCACUUCAGCAAUAGAGGCCUCAGCUUCAUCUUCCACUGGCUCCUCUGUCUUGAUGGACACAGGACUGGAUCUGUCCAGCAACAGAAAAGAGGAAGGGUACCUUGCUGAUCUUUCACUGAGAAGUCAAAGCCAGUAUGUAGAGGACAAAGAAAUGCUUGACACCAAAAAGGAUCAACAGUUUGGUUGAAGAGAUUGUGGCCUCUUGGCAUAUUGAGAUAGAAAACAAUAACAUUGGAUAGGAUCAGCACUGAGUUGGAUCUUAAAAUAGAACGUCAAAGGAAACAAAAAGAUUGAAAUGGAAAAAAAGUGACUUCUUAUGAGUUGGCACAUUAUUAGACUUUAGGUGUUACAUAUAUAAGUAUUAGGUUGUGCUGCAUAAAAUGGCUGAGCUCUUUAAAUGAGCGGUCCCCUAGGACAGAUCUUAAUAUAUUGGUAACCAAUAGUGAACAGAACUCUUUAUUGCUGACAUUCUGGUCAAAUCUACAGUGAAAGAUCCCACCUAGAUAAAACUAAGCUAUUUAUAAAGAAUUUUGUCCAAAAUGAUGAACUAAAUUUAGCAUUUUAUUAUUUGAUGCACCUUUUACACCCCCCCCCCCCUGCUCAUCCAAAACAGGGGUACUGUAAAUUUACCUAGAAGAAACAACAGAUAUGAAAGCAUUUACAACCGUGGCCCACUGUAGAGCUACCUUUUCUUGUUUCUUGUUGGAAUUUGAGCCUUUUUUCAUCUUAGCCUUGUGUUAAAUGUGUAGAAGUAUUCCUUGAGGAAGAGUCGCACCUUAUCUAUUUUAGCAAAUCACAAAUCAUGUUUUAUUCAUUCAUAGAAAUACUGACAAUUUCCCCCCAAUGUUUGUAGCAAAUUGCUAUAUUUUAGGUCCCUUAAUAUUAUACUACGUAUAAGCCUUCAGCCUGUGGCACCCUUCACAUUUUGACUGUACUAUUUUAUUGUCCAGUAAUUUCACUGAUAAAAUUAUGGGGAAGAAAAAUGGUAAUAGUUUAAAUGUCCUUUUCCCUGUAAGAUAUCAUGUUGUUUGUGAUCCAGGUUACCAAUAUCACAGUUAACCUGUGCAUUCAGCAGAUCAAAGUAACAACAGAGAUAUGUUCACUGUGUCAUGACUGUACCCAUAUGAAUAGGUAUCCGUUAAGGGUUAACCUGUAACAUAACUACAGGUUUUAAAGGAGCUAUUUGUAAGUUUUCAUUACGUAGCUGGUGUUAGCAUUAAUAGCUAUUUACUUCUCAGUCUAGAAGAAAUAUUGCAAGUUCAGCAUCAAACUUUGUUCCUUUAUUUGUUGAGCGUUGUCUCCAGCGAUGGAAAGCAACUGCAAUGUUUUGCUUCUCGUUUUAUCACCUCUUUUCUUUUACUGAAGUUGGCAUGCUAACCAGCUAGCCGCAGCCAACCAGCCUGUCUCAUUCUGAUAGCAACUCACUGUAGCUAGCAGACUGCUCUGAAGAAGCAGCACUGCCCAGGUUGCGUAUUCUAACUUCUUGUACUGUAAAUGCAACAAUAGCUGAAGCUGUUGGCAGGCAACCAUCACAAUCACUACCACCUGCUCCCGCUGAGCAACCGCAUUCUGUGACAGAGAAAACUUACAAAUAGCCCCUUUAACGGUAGUGGCAUCUUGACCAACAGACAGAUUACACUUGUCUUUUCAGUGUAAAAUAAGUAAUUGGAUGUACCAGGACCCAGCUCUGUCCACAUACCUUCAAUGAAAGAUGGUUACGAGAUCUCUCCAAGAUCCAUAUGAUGUGAACCUCUGGGUGUGGUUUGGUUCACUGGAUUAUACUGUGCACAGGAUCGGACCACACUAUGUACAGACCAGACAAGUGUCAACCACCAUUGCUGUGCCUUAAAAUGCAGUUCCUGUAAAGGCCACUAUAUGGCGUUAAUUGCUUUUUUUUAAAAAAGUUUAACUUUGAAGUAACUAGGAAAAUACCCAACUUCUCUCUCAAAAUAUAAAGUCAAGAUUUAUUUUCACAAGAAUUUAUGGCUUCAACAGCUGUUUUCACUCAUGCUAAUGUGUGCCUUAGCAGCAAUUUUGAGAGUCAUUAUUUAAUUCAGAUCAGAUUAGGUCAAAUUAGAUUCAACUUUACUGUAACAACAAAAUAUGGUUUAGCAGCUACCCAGAGCAGAACAAAGAGGAUGUUGAGGCUUAAAGUAUUACUUUGGACCAGAUUACCAAAAUAAAUAAAUAAAUAAAAAUAAAAAAGAGAAAGAAAAUAUUUUCUCAGUGGUAAAUGCUUCAGUUGAUUUGCCAGGGAUUUUGACAUAACCUUCUCUAAGAUUUCUGCUGCCACCCUUAUCCAGUGGAAGUGAAUGGAAUUUCAUUUGUUAUACUCACAGCAGUUUUCAUUGGAACUCUUUCCUACCAAAUAAAUUGUCCCAAUGAUAAUGUGUUCCUGUGUGUUCUGCUUUCCUAGAGUAAAGGGGGGUGCAGUUUAGGGAAAGAAGUGCUGCUGUGUGGGUGUGGGGUUUUAUCUGUGAUGAUGACAAAUGGAAUUCCAUGCUAAAUGGGUGUAUGUUCAGAGCCAUGUUUGCAUGAUUGUCAGGUGUUUUGGCCUUAGAGAGCCCUGGUGAUUACCUCAGCUCCAUCCAGGUUCCUCCAUAGUGUCCAUAUUUGGAUCUUCAGGCUCCCAAAUGACUGACAGGCUAACAUGAAGCACAACUCAAAUCUAGGCUUCAAAAUGUCUCAAGAAACCAAUGGCUGAUGCAACAGACAGGGCCAAGUUUUUCAUACAGUCUGUUGUCCAGCUUUGACAUGAUGGGAUACACUGAAAGGACAAGUGUAACUAGGUCAGAAAGCCAUAAAACCAUUUCUUUCCACAUAUAUAGAGUAUAUGUGCCACUGGGACUGUAUGUUGAAGAUUGACUUUAAAAAGGUGUCAAAUCCCCCAACUAAAACCCCUUUAAAUUCUCAUCCUGUAUUGACACAACUGUCAUAGCUUGCAUUUGUGUGCUUCUUUUUAGACAAAGUUGUUGUGUUAUUGUUGAUAUUGACAAAAGGCAGAGAUUGUAUUUGCUGGAAUUUGCUGCUUGAAUGCCCUAAAGCCUUAUAAGAAGUUAAUAGCAAUUAUGUCAAAUUUAUGUCCAAUUCCAAUGAGACCAAUAAGCGACGUUAAGCAGUCUGAAAUAAAGUGACUGGUAACCACAAUUUAGAAUUUGAAGAGGAACAUGGUUAAUCUAAUUGUGUUCUUGGUACCAAAAUAUUUACCAAGCCUGCUGUGUUUGCUGCUGUGAUUGUCUUUCCUGAGCAUUGAACCAUUGAUGGAAAUAGGAAAUCUGGGUUUGGACCAUAGAAUUUUAGAAUUCGAGUUCUAUGGGUGGAACCCAGAUAAACUACAUGUUUGCAGCCAUGUAUAGAAAACAAAACUACUUGUUAAGUGUUUGAACUGUGGUGUUUCAGAAAGGAUACUUUAACCCUUUUUUCCUUUAGGUGUUCUUAUUUUUAAAAAAGAAAAAAAAGAAAUCUAAAGAUGAUAGAUAACCCUUAGGGGCUUUUUGAGUCCCCAAUCCAACAUUAUUACGCUGUUGUACAAUGUCUGGUUACAAUGAAAAAUAUCUCCUUUUUUGUAAUGUAAUAGGAAUGAGCUGACAGGAAGAGCAGUGUGGUUGUACAAUAUUUAAACACAUGAAGGAAAAUGAUGCAGUUCUCUAAUAAUUAAUGGUCAGGGCUUUUAUUUUGAAGAAGAAUAUGUCAAAGUAAGAAACUAGGAAAAAAAUGAUUUCCUUUGGGAGCAUUUCCUUAAACUGCUUAGUCUUUCUGGGCUUGGCUGCCAUCUGGAUUCACAGUCAACCUAUAGAUCUCUCUGAGAUCUAGCUCACUCACAUCUAAUCCCAAAUCUGACACCCAAAUAUCUUCUGUCCGAUAAGGGCGGCUCACUUGCUCAAUGUUGACCUGCCCUUAGUCUACCCAGUGGGUGGGUACUGUAGCAGCCCCACUGUGCCCCUCAGUCCUUUUAAUAUCUUAAAAACCAGUUGACUUGGUGCUGAAUCUUAAAGCCCUCUUUCUGUUUUACAGGACCAGCUUGUAGCUUUUUGAAAGUAAAACUGUUUGAAAACUGUUGUUGUAGUAAUAAGCUUUGUAAGGCAGCUUGUUGCCCAGCUUGAUAGCCCAGUGUAAACCAGAUGAUAAAUUGGGACAAUCUGGGUAAUGAAGCUGUCAGCCCGAAAUUGUUUGUUGUUCUGUGAUCAUUUUAAUAGAACAUGACUAUGAAUCCCUCACUGUGUGCAGUCUAUAGACUGUAAUAUUCCCAGUUUACCCAAAGUUAAGCCCCUGCUGACAACACACUGGAUACUUGUAUAUAUGUUUAGUUUGUUUCCGAUGCAUUUCUCUUUUCAGACUGUUGUCUCCAUAGUUUGACACUAGAAUCUCUCCUUCUUGCCUUUCUUCCCAUAUAAAUCUGAUUACCUGAUGGUGGGUUGUGAUGUUGCCUAGAAUGAUUGUUUACAAUUUUAUUCCAUUUAUCUCUGGAUAUUCUGUAAAUAUUGUAAUUCAUUGUCUUUUUUUAACUUGAUAAUAAAGUUAUCAGAUAACGGUU